Tachysurus vachellii is the source of this 4208-nucleotide messenger RNA. RefSeq names its product ribosomal protein S6 kinase, polypeptide 3b (gene rps6ka3b). Gene Ontology annotation, molecular function: ATP binding; magnesium ion binding; ribosomal protein S6 kinase activity. Gene Ontology annotation, biological process: protein phosphorylation; intracellular signal transduction. NCBI's taxonomy places the organism in Eukaryota, Metazoa, Chordata, Actinopteri, Siluriformes, Bagridae. The record is from RefSeq and is a predicted model, not a curated record. Bases 251 to 2455 code for a protein of 734 amino acids. The transcript has 22 exons.
GGUCUAGGCGGAUAGGAAUGCGGGCGCUGUGCGAACGAGGAGGAGAAAACGGGACGGUGGCGGCGUUUUCGGAAUCACGUUCAACUUCCUCACUCAGAUCAUCAGAUCACCGCGUCCGUGUCUCCAGGAGCCUCCGAGGUCACCAAGUGCUGCUGGGUUUCUGAGACAGAGUGUGUGUGUGUGUGUGUGUGUGUGUGUGUGUGUGUGUGUGUGUGUGUGUGUGUGUGUGUGUGUGUGUGUGUGUGUCGACAUGCCGCUCGCACAGCUGGCUGACCCCUGGCAGAAGAUGGCCAUAGGAAGUGAGGAGACUCAGCAGGUCUUAGAGGAUUCUCUAGGAGACGACGACAACGUGCCUUGUCAAGAUGAUGUGCCGGUGAAGGAGAUCAGCAUCACGCAUCAUGUGAAAGAGGGAUCGGAGAAGGCCGACCCCCAACAGUUUGAACUGCGCAAGGUCCUGGGCCAGGGCUCUUUCGGGAAGGUGUUUCUGGUGAAGAAAAUCACCGGGCCGGACGCAGGACAGCUGUACGCCAUGAAGGUGCUGAAAAAAGCCACACUGAAAGUACGUGAUCGCGUCAGGACUAAGAUGGAGCGAGACAUUCUGGUGGAGGUGAAUCACCCGUUCAUCGUCAAGCUGCACUACGCAUUCCAGACUGAGGGAAAGCUUUAUCUGAUACUCGACUUCCUGAGAGGAGGAGAUCUGUUCACUCGUCUAUCCAAAGAGGUGAUGUUCACAGAGGAGGAUGUGAAGUUUUAUCUGGCUGAACUGGCCUUGGCACUGGACCAUCUGCACGGGUUGGGAAUCAUCUACAGAGACCUCAAACCUGAGAACAUCCUGCUGGAUGAGGAGGGCCACAUUAAGCUGACAGACUUCGGCCUCAGUAAAGAGUCGAUCGAUCACGAGAACAAGGCGUACUCGUUCUGUGGGACGGUGGAGUACAUGGCUCCCGAGGUGGUGAACCGGCGAGGCCACACCCACAGCGCCGACUGGUGGUCGUACGGCGUGCUCAUGUUUGAAAUGUUAACCGGGACGCUUCCCUUCCAAGGCAAGGACCGCAAAGAGACCAUGACCAUGAUCCUGAAAGCGAAGCUGGGCAUGCCUCAGUUCCUCAGCCAGGAGGCUCAGAGUCUCCUAAGAAACCUGUUCAAACGAAACCCUUCCAACCGGCUGGGUGCAGGUCCAGACGGCGUCGAAGAAAUAAAGAGACACCAAUUUUACGCUUCUAUUGACUGGAACAAAUUAUUUCGGCGAGAGAUUCUGCCACCUUUCAAACCUGCUUCUGGGAGACCCGACGACACGUUUUACUUCGACCCAGAAUUCACAGCUAAAACUCCCAAAGACUCACCAGGUGUGCCCCCUAGUGCAAACGCUCAUCAGCUCUUCAGAGGUUUCAGCUUUGUGGCCAUCACCUCAGAGGAGGAAACACAGCCACUGCAGAGCAACAUCAGCUCUAUAGUGCAGCAACUUCACAGGAACACGUCACAGUUCGGAGACUCGUACGAGGUCAGGGAGGACAUCGGCGUCGGCUCGUACUCCAUCUGCAAGCGCUGCAUUCACAAAAACACCGGCAUGGAGUACGCCGUCAAGAUCAUCAACAAAGCCAAAAGGGAUCCGACGGACGAGGUGGAAAUCCUCUUACGCUACGGCCAGCAUCCAAACAUCAUCACUUUAAAGGAUGUGUACGACGACGGCCGCUCUGUUUUCCUGGUGACGGAGCUGCUUAAAGGAGGGGAGCUGCUGGAUAAGAUCCUCAGACAGAAGUUCUUCUCUGAGAGGGAGGCCAGCGCCGUGCUCUACACCAUCACCAAGACCGUGGAGUACCUUCAUGCGCAAGGGGUGGUCCACAGAGACCUUAAGCCCAGUAACAUUCUCUACGUGGACGAAUCCGGAAACCCGGAGUCCAUCCGGAUCUGUGACUUUGGCUUUGCCAAGCAGCUGAGAGCAGAAAACGGUCUCCUGAUGACGCCGUGCUACACCGCUAACUUUGUAGCACCAGAGGUGUUGAAGAAGCAGGGCUACGACGCUGCAUGUGAUGUCUGGAGUCUGGGGGUCCUUCUCUACACAAUGCUCACAGGCUUCACUCCGUUCGCCAACGGACCCGAAGACACGCCGGAGGAGAUUCUGGCUCGGAUCGGCAGCGGGAAGUUCUUGCUCACCGGCGGAUACUGGAACUCCGUCUCGGCCGAAGCAAAGGACCUGGUAUCUAAAAUGCUCCACGUAGAUCCUCAUCAGAGAUUAACGGCCGCACAAGUGCUGAGGCAUCCGUGGAUCGUCCACAAAGACCAGCUCCCCAAAUACCAGCUGAACAGACAGGACGCUCCUCAUCUCGUCAAGGGCGCCAUGGCUGCGACGUACUCCGCCUUGAACAGGAACGUUCCUCCCAUUCUAGAACCCGUGGGCUGCUCCAUUCUCGCUCAGCGUCGAGGAGUGAAGAAAGUGACCUCCACCGCACUCUGAAGCUCCGCCCAUUACACCAAGCAACCAACCACAGACCUCACGGCCUGGUGCAAGCACACGGCUCAGCCCCAUGCCUGCCUGUCUGCCUGCCUGCCGCCCAGCCUGACACACACCUGACACCCAGCCUGCUGCCCAUCCGCCCCUCGACCUAAGGGCAAGCCUGGGCUCUGAGGCCCCCUGGUGGACCAUCCGAAUCUUCCUCAUCUGCCACCGAAGCGGAUCAAUAAAAUCUUUGGAAAAAAGCAUCCGGAACAUUCUGUAGACUUUUUUUGGGAAACAAGAGACUGACUCAUGCAUAUGAACUUGUAAUAUACUGUAAUAUUCUUUUUAUAUAAAGCUGGUAGAGAACAAUAUUAUUGUAUUAAAGAGACUGUACGCUGUUGUGUUAUGAGAGAACAGAGAUCAACAAAAUGUUCACUAUUUCUCUGCAAAAAAAGAAGCAAAACACACUCCAGAUUAUACACUUGUUACGAAUCGAAUGGAUUUUUUUUCAAACCUGAUUUUAUUCUUAUUUUUCUGGGAAAAAAAAAAUCAAGCGUAAUAUUAAAUUCUUUACUUUCUGUUCCAGAGAUAUAAACAUCGUUAUGUACCAAAAUAAAAUCAAAGAAUUUUUAUCAAGCUUUAAGGAAAGAAACUAAACUCUGAUUGGCUAAGCAUGAGGGUUAUGGAGGAUUUGAAUAUGAGGUUUAGAUAAUAUAGUGAUUAUGAUUACAAACAGUACGUAUGUUCAAUUAAACUGCUUUUUUUUUUGUACAAAAUGUUUGGAAUUUGCCUUUAAAAGUAUAUCAUUUAAAUUACGUUUUGAAUAAUUAAUAGUUUUGAGAUUCAGAAUAAAUAACCAAGGGCCAAAAAAAAUCACUAGUGAAAUAUGCAGAUUUAUGUAAAUGAUAUGCAAAUUCAGCUAAAGGUCAAACAUCUGGAGAUUUCUAAAAAAAAAAAAAAAAAACUUUCAGAUUUCAGUCAAAUAAAAUCGUUAUAUUUACUCGAUGCCCAGUUGAACUAUUUAGCUAACAUUUUACCUGGUUAGGCUUUAGUUAGUUAUUUAAAUUGGUGACCUUAUUAGUUAGUUAUUUAAAUUGGUGACUUUAAAACACCUUUUAGCCUAAUUUACAUAAAAUGCACAUUUGAAAGAAUUUUCAUUCUUAAUCUUUAAAUCGUAAUCCAUAAUUUAAAGUUCUGUACCAUUCUGUAUUAGUUAAAAAAAAAAACACCACAGGGGGGAAAAAACAAUUACAUGUGAGUUUAGUAUCAUUCUGAUAAACAUGAUGAGCAUCAUGUAAAACUUAAAGCCAUCAGAAGACAGAAAUUCCUUUUUCUUCUUUUUUAGUUUGAAUUAAAAACCCUAUUAAAAAAAAACGUGGAAGGUUCUGUAAAUGAUCCCGGAGCCCAGACAGAGAUGCGAUAAAGUGAUGAUGUGUAAUUUUCACUCAGCCUUCAGCUUUCCAGACGACGUUAAAGAGCACAAACACACCGCAGCACGUGACUUUAUCAGACUCAGGUUCACGAGACGCAUAAAUACUCGGACGUCCUCGCGUGUUUUUUUUUGUUUUUUUGUCUUUUUGUUUUUUUUUUAACGUGCUUUUGUGAAAAUAAUUGAAUUUGAGUUAAAGAGAAAAUGGAUUUCUGAGCACUAUUACGUAUAUUUUUUUAUAACCGCCCUAAAUAGCUGCUUUACAUAAUGUUAGUAUGUGGAAAUCUAGCAGCUCGUGCUUGAUGUGUGUGUGUGUGUGUGUGUGUGUGUGUGUGUGUGUGG